AUGGCUUCUAAGCGCGAAGAACUCCAGAAAGGCCUUUACGAGGUCGGCAUGCCUAUUCGCCGCGCCGUUCUGAGUGACGCAUAUGUCGACAAUGCGCUUAAGAACGGUGGUACAGAGUUUGCCAAAGCAAUGCAAGAAUUUACCACUGCCUUCUGCUGGGGUGCCGUAUGGGACCGUCCGGGAUUAGAUCGCAAGCAACGGUCUAUUGUCAAUAUCGCUAUGCUUGCCGCUACAAGCAAGAUCCACGAACUUGCCAUCCACGUUCGUGGGGCCGUAAACAACGGCGUCUCCGCGACCGAAAUUCGAGAAAUUCUUGUGCAAGUCUGCAUUUACAUGGGAGUUCCUGCUGGCAUGGAGGCAUUCAAGGCUUCCGAGCAGGUGCUGGUGAAGAUGGCUGAGGAAGGUGCAACAAUCAAACCAUAA
This is a messenger RNA of Aaosphaeria arxii CBS 175.79, 423 nucleotides long. RefSeq names its product CMD-domain-containing protein. The coding region runs from base 1 to 423 and encodes 140 amino acids. NCBI's taxonomy places the organism in Eukaryota, Fungi, Ascomycota, Dothideomycetes, Pleosporales. The transcript has a single exon. Gene Ontology annotation, molecular function: peroxiredoxin activity. The record is from RefSeq and is a predicted model, not a curated record.